Molecule: messenger RNA, 3735 nt
Organism: Zootoca vivipara (common lizard)
Lineage: Eukaryota; Metazoa; Chordata; Lepidosauria; Squamata; Lacertidae
Gene: DEF6
Product: DEF6 guanine nucleotide exchange factor
Cellular component (GO): cytoplasm; nucleus
Source: RefSeq, a predicted model, not a curated record
GCUGCGCGGCGAAAGAGCGGCGCGUUUCCUGAGCAGCCCGAGGGAGGAUCCUCCCCGCCGAGCCAGCAGACUGUCCGCAGGGCGCUCGAGCCAUGGAGUUGCGAGCCGAGCUUCUAAAGUCCAUCUGGUACGCCUUCACCGCCCUGGACGCGGAGAAAAGCGGCAAAGUGUCCAAAUCUCAGCUGAAAGUGCUCUCUCACAACCUGUACACCGUGCUGUGCAUCCCUCAUGAUCCUGUGGCACUGGAGGAACACUUCAAGGAUGAUGACGAUGGGCCAGUAUCAAGUCAAGGGUAUAUGCCAUAUCUCAACAAAUACAUCCUGGACAAGGUAGAAGAAGGUGCUUUUGUCAAGGAGAGUUUUGAUGAGCUUUGCUGGACCUUGACAGCAAAGAAGAAUUACAAGCCAAACCGGAAUGGGAAUAGCGUCGUAUCCCAUGAAGAUGCAUUCAAACUUUGGUGUCUCUUUAACUUCUUAUCCGAAGACAAGUACCCUCUUGUUAUGGUUCCUGACGAGGUGGAAUACCUCCUAAAGAAGAUCUGCACAGCCAUGAGCAUUGAGCUCAACUCUGGGGAGUUAGAGGACUUCUUUUCUCAAGAAGCUCAACAGCAGAGUGGUUUGACAGUCUGGCAGUUUCUUGACUUGGUAAACUCAGGCCGGUUCCUACGAGGAAUUGAGCGUGAGGCUAUUAGCAUGGCUGUUGAAGAAGUCUACCAGGAGAUCAUUGGAGAUGUGCUCAAACAGGGCUAUCUAUGGAAGAAAGGUCAUCUGAGAAGGAACUGGUCUGAACGAUGGUUCACCCUAAAGCCCAGUGAUCUCUCGUACUAUGUGAGUGAGGAACGGAAGGAGAAAAAGGGGAGCAUUUCUUUGGACAGAAACUCUUGCGUGGAGAUCUUGCCUGACAAGGAUGGGAAACGGUGUAUGUUCUGUGUGAAAACACCUUCUCGGACGUAUGAAAUGAGCGCCUCGGAUACCAGGCAAAGGCAGGAGUGGACACUUGCCAUCCAGAUGGCAAUCCGCCUCCAGGCUGAGGGCAAGAAGUCUCUGCACAAGGACUUGAAGCAGAAGCGGCGGGAGCAGCGGGAGCAGCGGGAGCGGAAGAAGGCCGCCAAGGAGGAGGAGAUGCAGCGCCUGAAGCAGCUGCAGGAGGAGAAGGAGCGCAAGCUGCAGGAGCUGGAGCUGCUGAAGGAGGCCCAGCGCCAAGCUGAGCUCUUGCUCCACGAGGAGGAGGAGCGGCGCCAGCAGCAGCAUGAGGAAAUGCAGAGGACGCUGGAGAUACAGUUGCAGGAAGCUGAAAAGGCUCGUGCUAACAUGCAGGCAGAGAUGGUACUGAAGGAGGCAGAGGCAGAACGUCAGCGCAAGCGCAUCACAGAACUGGAGGAGAUGCAGCAACGACUCCAAGAUGCUCUGCACCAGGAGGUUAAAGCUCGUCAGGAUGAAGAGGCCGUGAGAUAUGCACAGGCCCGGUUGCUGAAUGAAGAGGAGGAAAAAUUGAAGCAGCUGAUGAAGCUGAAGGAGGAGCAGGAGGAGUACAUCAUCAGAACCCAGCAUGAAAAGCUGGUCCUCAAGCAAGAGAUGGAAAACAAGAGCAGGUUUCUGGAAGAGGCCCAACAGCAGCUGGAAGAAGUGAGAGUCAAUAGAGAAAGGGUGGACCAGGACGUCAUGUUGGCCCAGCGGAAGCUUCAACAGGCCAGCACCAAUGUAAAGCACUGGAAUGUUCAGAUGAAUCGACUGAUGCACCCCAUUGCACCAGGAGAGAAACGUACAAUGGUGAGUGGAGGGUUCCCUGGUUUCAACCCUGCACUCCUGUCCAGGAGAGAUUCCUCCCUCAAACUGAAGCAGAAUCUGGAAAAGAAGAAAUCUGAUGCUAUGAAGAAUGGAAGCAAGGAAAACUUAAAUGGAGAGAUGGAGAAGCAGCUGCAGGCACCUGAUAAAGAUCAUCCUAGCUCAGAAACCCUCUGAGUAGCUACAGAAGCCAGGCCAACCCACUUGUUGAAAUUUUGGGACCGGGACGUAAACAUCAUGACAGCUUAACAGUAACUAUAGUAUAUACAUAUGAGCACUGGACAGAUGUAAAGAUUGUAUAGGGAAGUAUGAUAAGAAUUCUACUUUGUUAAGCCAUGGGCUAUGCUGGCAACUUGCUUGGUAUGCAAAAGCAGCACCUGAUGUAUAUAAAAUGGACAAACUAGAAGUUUCCUUAUCCACAAUGCAGGAGUAUGGUUCUUUGGGAUUACAGUUCCCUCAAGGUACACUUUAUUUGGCCUCUGCAGAAGAUGAAAGAUCCUCAUCAUGCUCUCAUACUGGCAUGAGGAAUUCUCAGCUGCUGCUGCUGUUGCUGGUAACCACCGCUGUAAUGUGCCAAGAUGUCUCAUUCUCUUUAAAAAAACAUUUUUUUAAUAGUAAAAUAUAUAUUGUGCUCCAUUGUGGUUUGAAAUAUGUUGUUAUAUAAACAGUCUGGGUCCUGCUUCUUUGGGACAAUAUUGGUUAAUUUUCCACGUCUUUCAUUAUUAUUAUUAUUAUUUUGUCAGCUGAAGAUACAGAUAUGGCCCAAGUUUAUAUAAUGAAUUCUGAAAAUGUUAUGUUUCUAAUUUUGAAACCAAUGUGCAAGCCUUGUCAAAGAGUUGUUGAGAACAAGCAAGUUGGUGCUCAGUUUCCCUGGAUCACUGUGCAAUGUAGAGUAUGAGUUUUAAAUGAAAUAUCUUUGUUUUUUGUUAUCAAGCAAGCAUUGUGAAAGAUAUAUAGAGGGGGAAGGGUGUUGGAGGAACUAGCACAGCUCUUUCGGGGGGGAGGGCAUGUGUGUGUGCUGUGAGUUGUGACAUUCUGAUUAUGUUACAGGAAUACCACUGGUGUCCUAAGGAGAGUGUCUUAUAAAAGCAACUGUAAAUAGAAUUUCCUGGUGCACAGCUGCGGGAAGGAAAUGGAGAGGGGGAGAGAAGGGCUUGUGGAAGAUGCAGAGGGAGAGUGAAGGAGAACGAUACUGUGCUCCAGGGCAGCAAAAAAUAAUUCUAACUGAUAAACAGUAGUAUUUUCAAAAGUGAUCAAAGUGGAGGACUAGGUUUUCUCCAUAACAUGACAUAGGGCUCAUCCAGUCUUCCCUUUGUAGUGCCACUUUCCCCUGGGAAAACCCGAUCUUUACUGCUGAAUCAGAGGAAACACCAAUCAAGUUUUCUGUGGAUUGACAUUUGCUCUGAUUGAGCGCUAAAGAGCGGGUUUCCCCAGGGAAAGCAAACAGAAAACUGCUCUGCCCUGUGCUCAGAAAGCAAGGGGCAAGUGGGAAACUGCUCAGAUUUGUGUUUUUCUAGAUGCGGGAGAAGUAGAAGUGUUAACCUAAUCAUAGAAACAAGUCCCACUGGAUGCAGUGAGACUCUGCACUAAGUGCGCUUAGGCUGGCAGUCUAGGAGUCUGAAAAGUUAACAAUAGUUUCUCAGUUUCAAAUGGUAUAAGAGAGCCACUGUAGCCUGCAGUAUGCCCCCUCAAUUCUUUUGUCCCAUUUAUCUUCCAUGACAAACAAGUUUUGCAGGGUUUUGAAGCACCAUGAAAAGUUUGUAAAACCUGUUUGGCCACGGGUGGCAUAGCUGCCAAGUUAUCCCUUUUUUUAAGGGAUUUUCCCUUAUGCUGAAUAGGCUUCCUCGCGAGAAAAGGGAAAACUUGGCAGCUAUGACGGGUGGUAGCAUGCCUUACAACAGUGUUUCCCAACCAGUGUGCCUCCAGAUGUUUUGGGACUACAACUCCCAUC